Messenger RNA from Gaeumannomyces tritici R3-111a-1, 800 nucleotides. RefSeq lists its product as hypothetical. Bases 1 to 489 code for a protein of 162 amino acids. The transcript has 2 exons. Lineage: Eukaryota; Fungi; Ascomycota; Sordariomycetes; Magnaporthales; Magnaporthaceae. The record is from RefSeq and is a predicted model, not a curated record.
AUGCGCAAACAGUCAUAUGCGGUGUGUGUGUGUGUGUGUGUGUGGUGGUGGUGGUGGUUGCUCCUGCCUGCUUACCAACCUCGCAUGCCAAAAAGGAAAGGGAAAACGAGGGGCUGCGACGGCUGCGUUCUCGGCCAUCAGAGCAUUGGCUCCAACCCGCCACCGGCAAUGCGUGUGGUGGUGAGGCGACCUAGUCGCAUUAUCAUCAUGGUAUUACUAGUAAGGAGACUAUCUGCUGAAGAGCCCGCCGUCCUAAACAGAGCACAUCUCUCGAAGCACCCUCUCUUCUGGUUGCUACUCUCAAAGGUCGGCGCCGCUAGAUGCGGAUGCAUCCCAUCAUCGCUUCUCAUGAUAAGCUCCAGUUCCCAGCUCUUAUGUACUCGCGGCGUGAGCCACACAAUCGGACAGGCCGCACUCUUGAGGCCGGGCCCGUCAAAAAAAAGUAAGCAAAGGAAUAAAGCAACAUGGCGACCGAAACCCGAUCGGUAGACGAAACUCCUAUCGCCAAACGAACGCCCACGCCUUCUUUCGAUUCCCACACGCCCUCAUGAGACCAACCGCUGUAUGAGAUCCCACAAACCAUUUAGCACAAAGGUCACAUGAAAACAAAAAUUGAAGGAGAAAAAAAACCGCAAAACAAGAAGGGUAGGACAAACGAAAAAAAGAAUCGGUGAUGGUAUGUGGUAUCAAAACCAAGGGGAAAACAUCGGAAAAGGAGACACGGCAAGGGUUGGUAUGAGUACACACCCGCCAUCAGAGGUCGAUGACCAUGGCGGAUGAUAGGGGGGCGUUGGCGCUGG